Molecule: messenger RNA, 702 nt
Organism: Echinococcus granulosus
Lineage: Eukaryota; Metazoa; Platyhelminthes; Cestoda; Cyclophyllidea; Taeniidae
Exons: 6
Coding region: 1-702 (233 amino acids)
Source: RefSeq, a predicted model, not a curated record
AUGCAUCAAAAUUCUUUUUGUCUAAUGACAAUAAAAAAGUUGACAUUAUACACUAUUUUGGUACAUAAUCACAUUAUGCAGAAUAUGUCUUGGUACACAAAUGCAUUAAUAAAUUCACAGUCUUCUUACAAAUUUUCUUGGCUAACAAUUUUUUUUGCAAGCAAGCUCUUUUAUAAAAUACUUCUUUCUCUUCUUAAGUAUUUUGCUAUGGAUGAGAAACCUGUUAUAUCUGAAGUGAAGCGUUUGGUUGAGGAUUAUACGACAAUGGAGUACAUUUUUCCGGCCUUCCUUAUGUUCGGCGCCUGCAUCAUGUUCUUCUUUCUCCUGCUGGCUAUUUUCGGGAACGAUAAGUUAACUGACAUUUUGGAAAACAGUUUGAGCAUUUCAUCAAAAAAAUGCUACUCACUGAAUCUCUUCGCUACUAAUAAAUCCCCCAUGGAUACUGCUUUCUCAAGGGUGAAUGAAGGUGAAGAAGACAAAGAAAAGUUAAUGUAUGUCUCCAAUGUCAACUAUUAUAGUCUCUUUUGUAGUUUUUAUCUAUCAUGCAGUUUUGGCUCCCAUUCAACACGCUCUUUUUUAUGUGUAAUGUUUCGGUGCUUUGAAACUGUUCAUUUAUCUUGUAAAGUGUUAUUUUUUGUCUACAUAAAAAUUACUCAAAAUUCUUUUACUGCAGAUUUUUCAUCGGAUCCCCAAAACGCUUAA